AUGCAGCCCAAUGACCUUCAGCAAUAUCUGGCUGACCAGCCACCUCUGGUCUUGCCUCUGAAGAUUGAGCAGCACUUUGAGAUCCUGUCUGAUCAGCAGAAGCGCUACAGCCAUUUCAUCAGCCGAGCCGCCAUUGCGGGUACCAGGAUUGGCUUGCGCCAGACCUCCCUCGAAGCUGAAGCCAUCUUCGACUUUGUAAUUGCCGUUCACAACAGCUGCAAUGGUGACUGGUCCUCUCUCGCCGCCAAGGCUGGAAUCGAGGCCGACGAAGUCUCAAGGCUCCUCGAAUACUCGGUCCAGGUCCUCGGCAAUCUGGGCAACUAUAAGAGCUUUGGUGACGCCAAGUUCUUGCCCCGCUGCAGCGUAAAGUCGGUAGAUGCAAUUGCUGCAUUGGUUCCCGAGGCGGCCAAGCACUACGAGAAGUGCAAGGCUGCCAUCUUUGACCACUCUCAGCAAUCCAAGAUGCAUCUUGGCUUCCUCGACGACGGUCACACGACCACUUACUACCCGGACUCCGAUGACAUCACAAAGGCUGAGAUUGAAGCUAUCAACACUUGGAUGGCUGACAAGAACCUGCUGCCCGAGAACACCAGACUGCGCAAGAAGAGUGACGGCUUUGAGAUUUUGAUCGCAUCUGCCAUCACUUCGCCUCCUACCGAGGGCACCGACAUUGGCAAGCAGACUGAGUUCACUGUCGAGGAUGGCCAUCUAAAGGGCAAGUCGAUCAAGCUCAUAUUCGGAGACUACUCCAACGAAAUGGCCAACGUUGCCAAGAAUCUCGAACGUGCUGCCGAGAACGCCGCCAACGAGAACCAGAAGAACAUGCACUUGGCUUAUGCCAAGGCAUUCUCGACUGGCUCCCACAAUGCUUUCAAGGACAGCCAGCGUUGGUGGAUCAAGGACAAGAGCCCCGCGAUCGAGUGCAAUAUUGGCUUUGUUGAGACUUAUCGUGACCCUGCUGGUGUUCGCGGUGAGUUUGAAGGCUUCGUCGCCAUGGUUAACCAAGAGCGCACUCGUGCUUUCGGUGAGCUUGUCGAGGCUUCGGCCCGACUCGUCCCUCUCCUGCCCUGGAGCGCCGACUUUGAAAAGGACAAGUUCCUUGCACCGGAUUUCACCUCUCUGGAAGUCCUCACAUUCAACUGCUCUGGCAUCCCUGCGGGUAUUAAUAUUCCCAACUUUGACGACAUUCGUCAAAAUGAGGGUUUCAAGAAUGUUUCGUUAGGUAACAUCAUGGGUGCCACCAACCCCAACGAGAAGAUUCCCUUCGUCAAAGAGGCAGACCUUCCGCUCUUAAAAAAAUACCGUGAGCCUGCUUUUGAGGUCCAGGUGGGCCUUCACGAGCUGACUGGCCACGGGUGCGGCAAGCUUCUGCAGGAGACUGCUCCCGGCGUCUUCAACUUUGACAAUGCCAACCCCCCAAUUUCUCCAGUUACGAAGAAGCCCAUCUCGACCUGGUACAAGCCUGGCGAGACCUGGGGCUCCGUAUUCGGCGCCAUUGCCGCCUCGUAUGAGGAAUGUCGUGCCGAGCUUGUUGCCAUGUACCUGGCCUGUGACUUCCAGGUUCUCAAGAUCUUUGGUUUUGGUGAUGGCACCGAGAACAUUGACAAUGAAGCGGGUGACGUUCUCUACGCUUCGUAUCUGGGCAUGGCCAAAGCAGGACUCGGCGCCGUCGAGAUGUGGGAUCCCAAGAGCCAGAAGUGGGGGCAAGCGCACUCGCAGGCUCGCUUCUCUAUUCUCAAGUGCUUUAUCGACGCUGGUGAUGAUUUUUGCAAGCUCGAUUACACCAAGGACGAUUUGUCGGAUCUAGUCAUCAGCCUGGACCGCUCCAAGAUUCUUACCACUGGUCGCCGAGCUGUUGGAGAUUACUUGCAGAAGCUUCACGUCUACAAGAGCACCGCUGACAUCAAGGCCGGCCUGGAGCUGUACAACCACAUGACUAAUGUUGGUCUUGACUUCUGGGGAACCAAGGUCCGUGACGUUGUUCUCGCAAACAAGCAACCUCGUAAGGUCUUUGUCCAGGCCAACACGUACCUGGAUGAGGCUACUGGCAAAGUGACUCUCAAGAACUAUGAGCCCACGCUGGAAUCUUUCCUCCAGAGUUGGGCUGACCGUAAGCUCUAA
Molecule: messenger RNA, 2121 nt
Organism: Beauveria bassiana ARSEF 2860
Lineage: Eukaryota; Fungi; Ascomycota; Sordariomycetes; Hypocreales; Cordycipitaceae
Product: peptidase family M49
Exons: 4
Coding region: 1-2121 (706 amino acids)
Biological process (GO): proteolysis
Cellular component (GO): cytoplasm
Molecular function (GO): dipeptidyl-peptidase activity; metalloexopeptidase activity
Source: RefSeq, a predicted model, not a curated record